UUGAUUGAUCGGAAGAAGGACAUUACAUUUCCAUUGAUUUGGAGAGAAAAUAGAAAAAUGUCACGGGAAACGGUGUACGUCAAACAGUGUAAAGGCGUUAAUGGGUUAGAGAAGAUCAUUCUUAAAGAAAAUCGUGGCUUCUCUGCUGAGGUGUAUUUAUACGGAGGGCAAGUUACAUCCUGGAAAAAUGAACUUGGAGAAGAAUUGCUAUUUGUUAGUAGUAAGGCUAAUUUUAAUCCUCCGAGAUCUAUACGCGGAGGCAUUCCAAUAUGUUUUCCUCAAUUCUCAAACCUUGGUUCUCUUGAACAUCAUGGAUUUGCAAGGAACAAGUUGUGGACCUUAGAUCCUAAUCCUCCUCCAUUUCCAACAAGUAGCAAGAGUAGAGCUUUCAUUGAUUUGCUUCUUAAAAACUCCGAAGAUGAUUCAAAGAAUUGGCCUCAUAGAUAUGAGUUUCGCCUAAGGAUAGCUUUGGGACCUACAGGAGAUUUGAUGUUGACAUCCCGUAUUCGAAAUACAAAUACAGAUGGAAAAUCGUUUACCUUCACAUUUGCCUAUCAUACAUACCUCUAUGUUACCGAUAUCAGUGAAGUUCGAAUAGAGGGACUAGAGACAUUAGAUUAUCUAGACAACUUGAAGAAUAGGGAACGAUAUACAGAACAAGGAGAUGCUAUAACAUUUGAAUCUGAAGUGGACAAAGUGUAUGUAAGCACUCCCACAAAAAUCGCUAUCAUAGACCAUGAAAGGAAGAGAACUUUUGAAAUACGAAAAGAUGGACUUCCUGAUGCUGUGGUAUGGAACCCAUGGGACAAGAAAGCAAAGACCAUAACUGAUAUGGGGGAUCAUGAGUACAAACAUAUGUUGUGUGUUCAGCCUGCUUGUGUAGAAAAAGCAAUUACUCUCAAACCUGGUGAAGAAUGGAAAGGAAGACAAGAAAUAUCUGCAGUUCCUUCAAGUUACUGUAGUGGUCAACUAGAUCCACGAAAAGUACUUCUCCAUUUUUAGGAGAUGAAGUGUGUGUGUUCAGUUGCUUGAGCUAGAGAGAUGAAGUGGAUUAUUGUAGAUUUUGCACAACUUUUGCAAUGGCUUAUAAUUUGAGAUUUGCAGAACUUUUCCAUUUAGAAUAUAGAACACUGCACCUUUAGAUACAUAUAUCAUAUUUCAUUUUAAAAUAUAGCAAAUGAUAAUGAGUGUCUUAAGGACAUUGUUUAACUUGUCUAAUAAUGCAAGUUCUUCUAAGUUGUGUUAUUCAUACAUUGGAAAUAAAUAUAUUAACUUUUUGAUGAAUAAUAACUUUAUUUAUGAUA
Molecule: messenger RNA, 1304 nt
Organism: Trifolium pratense (red clover)
Lineage: Eukaryota; Viridiplantae; Streptophyta; Magnoliopsida; Fabales; Fabaceae
Product: putative glucose-6-phosphate 1-epimerase
Exons: 8
Coding region: 58-1002 (314 amino acids)
Biological process (GO): carbohydrate metabolic process
Molecular function (GO): isomerase activity; carbohydrate binding
Source: RefSeq, a predicted model, not a curated record